Molecule: messenger RNA, 6358 nt
Organism: Lytechinus pictus (painted urchin)
Lineage: Eukaryota; Metazoa; Echinodermata; Echinoidea; Temnopleuroida; Toxopneustidae
Product: zinc finger protein 721-like
Exons: 6
Coding region: 67-4608 (1513 amino acids)
Biological process (GO): regulation of transcription by RNA polymerase II
Cellular component (GO): nucleus
Molecular function (GO): DNA-binding transcription factor activity, RNA polymerase II-specific; RNA polymerase II cis-regulatory region sequence-specific DNA binding
Source: RefSeq, a predicted model, not a curated record
AGCCAACGGAGUUCAGCUGAAACAACCAACAUAACAGAGACCGAAGCUUUUGGUCUAAGCUGCAAUAUGCCUAUGUGUCAGGCGUACGGCUGCUCGGUUCGGCCGGGAGAAAAUAACCAUAAAAGUGCGUUUUCUAUACCAAAUCCGAUCCGAGAUCGAGAGAGAUGUGCCCAGUGGCUUCACAAUAUUGGGACUGACAAGUUUGACAUAAAAACAUAUAAAUAUAACGCGAGUAGAGUCGUUUGCGAGGACCACUUCGAGCUGGAUUGUUUCCGAGAAGAUGUCCGUGCAAAGAUAAUGGGGUACACUCCCCGAAAAAAAAUGCUGAAAUCUGACGCUAUCCCGACGAUAUUUGUUCACCGGAAACCCCCCAAUCGAAGAAAUUCUAAUGUCAGCGACAAAAGAAGAGAGAGGACAGAUCGUGAUAAGUCUCACUCUUGGUACAGGAAAAUAUUUUUGCCUUCAGUUUGCAAGCAAGCCACCAUGUCCCUGCCAGAGAUGGAUCAGUAUCUUUUAGAUGUCCAGGUUUAUUUCACAGCCAAGGAAUGGGCAAUGUUCAGCAGUUAUGAGAGAAUUUGUAUCAAGAACGUCAAAGAAAACUAUGAGAUGGUGAACAAAGUUGGAUUACAGGUCAAUCCACCUAUGUUUAUGCAACGUCAGCAAGACAUAAAACUAGAGAUCAAAGAGGAAAAUGAUAGCGAGGAUGAGGAAAUGACGUUAGAACCUUCCCAUGUACUUGUCAAUGAUGAAAAGCCAGAUGACAUAAAGGAGAACAACUUACAUGAAGAGAGUACAAACCAUUUCACUAUUAAAGUGGAGACUGAGUAUGAUGAUGAUGGGAAUCUGCUUAAUGCUCAUGAUAUCGGAGGAGAGGGAAUCAUCGGACUAUUUGAAUGGAAGGACUAUGAUGAAGCUAUCCAGACACAAACCAAUCCAGCAUCAGGUGAUGAGAGGUCAGGGGAUCUCAGGACUCAGUCAUGUGAUCAGAAGACAGAACAAACUUUGAUAGAAGUAGCUGCAGGGGGUGACCAGACUUCCAAGCAAUCAGGUGAUCUCAGAACCCAGUCAGGUGAUCUCAACUCUCAGUCAUGUGAUCAGAGGACAGAACAAACUUUAAUAGAAGUAGCUGCAGGAGAUGACCAGACUUCCAAGCAAUCAGGUGAUCUCAGAACCCAGUCAGGUGAUCUCAACUCUCAGUCAUUUGAUCAGAAGACAGAACAAACUUUAAUAGAAGUAGCUGCAGGGGAUGACCAGACUUCCAAGCAAUCAGGUGAUCUCAGAACCCAGUCAGGUGAUCUCAACUCUCAGUCAUGUGAUCAGAAGACAGAACAAACUUUGACAGAAGUAGCUGCAGGGGGUGACCAGACUUCCAAGCAAUCAGGUGAUCUCAGAACCCAGUCAGGGGAUCUCAGGACUCAGUCAUGUGAUCAGAGGACAGAACAAACUUUGAUAGAAGUAGCUGCAGGGGGUGACCAGACUUCCAAGCAAUCAGGUGAUCUCAGAACCCAGUCAGGUGAUCUCAACUCUCAGUCAUGUGAUCAGAAGACAGAACAAACUUUGACAGGGGGUGACCAGACUCCCAAGCAAUCAGGUGAUCUCAGAACCCAGUCAGGUGAUCUCAACUCUCAGUCAUGUGAUCAGAAGAAAGAACAAACUUUGACAGGGGGUGACCAGACUCCCAAGCAAUCAGGUGAUCUCAGAACCCAGUCAGGUGAUCUCAACUCUCAGUCAUUUGAUCAGAAGACAGAACAAACUUUAAUAGAAGUAGCUGCAGGGGAUGACCAGACUUCCAAGCAAUCAGGUGAUCUCAGAACCCAGUCAGGUGAUCUCAACUCUCAGUCAUGUGAUCAGAAGACAGAACAAACUUUGACAGAAGUAGCUGCAGGGGGUGACCAGACUUCCAAGCAAUCAGGUGAUCUCAGAACCCAGUCAGGGGAUCUCAGGACUCAGUCAUGUGAUCAGAGGACAGAACAAACUUUGAUAGAAGUAGCUGCAGGGGGUGACCAGACUUCCAAGCAAUCAGGUGAUCUCAGAACCCAGUCAGGUGAUCUCAACUCUCAGUCAUGUGAUCAGAAGACAGAACAAACUUUGACAGGGGGUGACCAGACUCCCAAGCAAUCAGGUGAUCUCAGAACCCAGUCAGGUGAUCUCAACUCUCAGUCAUGUGAUCAGAAGAAAGAACAAACUUUGAUAGAAGUGGCUCCAGGGGGCGACCAGACUCCAAAGCAAUCCCGCCCACCGUAUUCAAAAGUGGAGGGAAGAGAUGAUGGACAGAAUGGAACACUCUCAGAUUCUGGAAUCUACCGAUGUGAGUUCUGUGGAUCAUUAUAUGCUAUUCCUCUCAUCUUAUCAAGACAUCUCAAGUACAAACAUGGGGUUGAUGGUAUCGUCUUUCCAUCGUAUGCAUUGCAUGAAGGCUUUCUACAGAUUGUUGAUGGAGAAAUACAUGGACCUGCCUGUAAAUCGAAUGACUUUGAACUUGGUGAUAAGGAGAUUUUGAAAGAAGGAAAUGAAGUAAAUAUGACAGUUGAGUGUAAGUCACGUAUAGAUUCAUAUUUUGCAUCAUGCCAGGAAGUUAUUGACAAUGAGAAGUUCUUUGUAUGUGAUCAAUGUGGUAAGGCAUUUAGUCAAUCUUAUUAUCUCACAUUACAUAAACAAAUCCAUACAGGUGAGAAACGGUAUGUAUGUGAUCAAUGUGGUAAGGAAUUUAGUGAAAAAUUUGAGCUAAAUAUACAUAUAAAACAAAUCCACACAGGUGAGAAGCCGUAUGUUUGUGAUCAGUGUGGUAAGGCAUUCAAUCAAUCAAGUUCUCUUAAAAGACAUAAACAAAUCCAUACAGGUGAAAAGCCCUAUGUAUGUGAUCAGUGUGGUAAGGCAUUCAAUCAGUCAACUGCUCUUAGAAGACAUAAACGAGUCCAUACAGGUGAAAAGCCCUAUGUAUGUGAUCAAUGUGGUAAGGGAUUUUAUCACCAUAAUAGUCUCACAACACAUAAACAAAUCCAUACAGGUGAGAAGCCGUAUGUUUGUGAUCAGUGUGGUAAGGCAUUCAAUCAAUCAAGUGCUCUUAGAAGACAUAAUAAGCAAGUCCAUACAGGUGAGAAGCCCUAUGUGUGUGAUCAAUGUGAUAAGGCAUUUUGUCAAUCUAGUGAUCUAUCAAGACAUAAACAAAUCCACACAGGUGAGAAGCCGUAUGUUUGUGAUCAGUGUGGUAAGGCAUUCAAUCAAUCAAGUGCUCUUAGAAGACAUAAACGAGUCCAUACAGGUGAGAAGCCCUAUGUAUGUGAUCAGUGUGGUAAGGGAUUUUAUCACCAUAAUAGUCUCACAACACAUAAACAAAUCCAUACAGAUGUGAAUCCCUAUGUGUGUGAUCAAUGUGAUAAGGCAUUUUGUCAAUAUAGUGAUCUAACAAGACAUACACAAAUCCACACAGGUGAAAAUCCGUAUGAUUGUGAUCAGUGUGGUAAGGCAUUCAAUCAAUCAAGUGCUCUAAGAAGACAUAAACGAGUCGAUGCAGGUGAGAAGCCGUAUGUUUGUGAUCAGUGUGGUAAGGGAUUUUAUCACCCUAAUAGUCUCACAACCCAUAAACGAAUCCAUAGAGAUGUGAAUCCCUAUGUGUGUGAUCAAUGCGAUAAGGCAUUUAGUCGAUCUGAUCAUCUAGUGACACAUAAACAAAUCCAUACAGGGGAGAAGCCCUAUGUAUGUGAUCAGUGUGGUAAGGCAUUCAAUCAAUCAAGUGCUCUUAGAAGACAUAAACGAGUCCAUACAGGUGAGAAGCCCUAUGUAUGUGAUCAGUGUGGUAAGGGAUUUUAUCACCAUAAUAGUCUCACAACACAUAAACAAAUCCAUACAGGUGAGAAGCCCUAUGUAUGUGAUCAGUGUGGUAGGGCAUUUUAUCAAGAACAUACUCUCACAACCCAUAAACAAAUCCAUACAGAUGCGAAUCCCUAUGUGUGUGAUCAAUGUGGUAAGGCAUUUAGUCGAUCUGAUCAUCUAGUGACACAUAAACAAAUCCAUACAGGGGAGAAGCCCUAUGUAUGUGAUCAGUGUGGUAAGGCAUUCAAUCAAUCAACUGCUCUUAGAAGACAUAAACGAGUCCAUACAGGUGAAAAGCCCUAUGUAUGUGAUCAGUCUGGUAAGGGAUUUUAUCACCAUUAUAGUCUCACAACACAUAAACAAAUCCAUACAGGUGAGAAGCCGUAUGUUUGUGAUCAGUGUGGUAAGGCAUUCAAUCGAUCAAGUGCUCUUAGAAGACAUAAGCAAGUCCAUACAGGUGAGAAGCCCUAUGUGUGUGAUCAAUGUGAUAAGGCAUUUUGUCAAUCUAGUGAUCUUACAAGACAUAAACAAAUCCACACAGGUGAGAAGCCGUAUGUUUGUGAUCAGUGUGGUAAGGCAUUCAAUCAAUCAAGUGCUCUUAGAAGACAUAAACGAGUCCAUACAGGUGAGAAGCCCUAUGUAUGUGAUCAGUGUGGUAAGGGAUUUUAUCACCAUAAUAUUCUCACGACACAUAAACGAAUUCAUACAGAUGUGAAUCCCAAUGUUUGUGAUCAAUGUGGUAAGGCAUUUAGUCGAUCUUGUCAUCUAGUAAGACAUAAACAAAUCCACAGGUGAGAAGCCCUAUCUAUGUGUUCAAUGUGGUAAGGGAUUUUAUCAACCUUAUAGUCUCUACAACACAUAAACGAAUCCAUACAGAUGUUAAUCCCUAUGUGUGUGAUCAAUUUAAUAAAGAAUUUUGUAAAUCUAGUGAUCUAACAAGACACAAACAAAUCCAUACAGAUGUGAAUCCCUAUGUGUGUGAUCAAUGUGAUAAGGCAUUUCAUCAAUCUAGUGAUCUAAUAAGACAUUAACGAAUCCACACAGGUGAGAAGCCGUAUGUUUGUGAUCAAUGUAGUAAGGCAUUUCGUCAAUCUAGUGAUCUAACAAGACAUAAACAAAUCCACACAGAUGAGAAGCCCUAUGUAUGUGAUCAGUGUGGUAAGGGAUUUUAUCAUCCUAAUAGUCUCACGACAUAUAAACGAAUUCAUAGAGAUGUAAAUCCCAAUGUUUGUGAUCAAUGUGGUAAGGCAUUUAGUCGAUCUUGUCAUCUAGUAAGACAUAAACAAAUCCACAGGUGAGAAGCCCUAUGUAUGUGAUCAAUGUGGUAAGGGAUUUUAUCAACCUUAUAGUCUUACAACACAUAAACGAAUCCAUACAGAUGUGAAUCCCUAUGUGUGUGAUCAAUGUUAUAAGGCAUUUUGUCAAUCUAGUGAUCUAACAAGACAUAAACAAAUCCACACAGGUGAGGAGCCGUAUGUUUGUGAUCAAUGUGGUAAGGGAUUUUAUCAACCUUAUAGUCUCACAACACAAACAAAUCCAUACAGAUGUGAAUCCCUAUGUGUGUGAUCAAUGUGAUAAGGCAUUUCAUCAAUCUAGUGAUCUAAUAAGACAUAAACAAAUCCACACAGGUGAGAAGCCGUAUGUUUGUGAUCAAUGUGGUAAGGGAUUUUAUCAACCUUAUAGUCUCACAGCACAAACAAAUCCAUACAGAUGUGAAUCCCUAUGUGUGUGAUCAAUGUGAUAAGGCAUUUCAUCAAUCUAGUGCUCUAACAAGACAUAAACAAAUCCACACAGAUGAGAAGCCCUCUGUAUGUGAUUAGUGUGGUAAGGGAUUUUAUCACCCUAAUGGUCUCACGACACAUAAACGAAUUCAUACAGAUGUGAAUCCCAAUGUUUGUGAUCAAUGUGGCAAGGCAUUUAGUCGAUCUUGUCAUCUAGUAAGAAAUAAACGAAUCCAUACAGGGGAGAAGCCCUAUGUAUGUGAUCAAUGUGGUAAGGCAUUUAGUCAAUCUUAUGAUCUAACAAGACAUAAACGAAUCCAUUCAAGGGGAGAAACCCAUAAUAAAAAUAUAGAGUAUUUCUAAAGCACCAAAUCCACAUUGAUUGAGGGCCAAGGCGCUAUGUGUACGAUCAAUGUGGUAAGGCAUUUAGUCAAUCUUAUGAUCUAACAAGACAUAAACGAAUCCAUUCAAGGGGAGAAACCCAUAAUAAAAAUAUAGAGUAUUUCUUAAGCACCAAAUCCACAUUGAUUAAGGGCCAAGGCGCUAUGUGUACGAUCAAUGUGGUAAGGCAUUUAGUCAAUCUUAUGAUCUAACAAGACAUAAACGAAUCCAUUCAAGGGGAGAAACCCAUAAUAAAAAAGUAUUUCUAAAGCACCAAAUCCACAUUGAUUAAGGGCCAAGGCGCUAUGUGUACGAUCAAUGUGGUAAGGCAUUUAAUCGACCCCACUUUAUCACCAAACAAAUCACACAGGUUAAGAGUUAAGAAUUUCUAUAUGUGUGUUGAGGCUAUUUUAUGAAAACUCUGUAAUAAUUAUAAUACAGUG